UUUUCCCUCUCUCCCUCCCUCCCUCCCUCUCUCAGAGCCGGUCGCCAUGCCUGGUCCCUGCCCACUGAAGGCGGGGCCCAGGCGUUGUGCCCAGUAGGUGGGAGGUGAGCCUCUGGCCGGCUGAGAGGAGACGAGCGAAGGGCGGAAGGGAAGAGGAGGCCGAAUGGCUGCGUGGAAGGCUUCUCGGGUGAUAAGAAGCAUUGCUAUAUGUGGUUGGAGAGCACAGUCCAGUCAAGCUCCUGCAGCAUUACCAAAAAGCAAACAUGCAACUGGAUUUAGUUUUGAACUUACAGAAGAGCAGAAGGAAUUUCAAGCUACAGCACGGAAAUUUGCUAGAGAGGAAAUCUUACCUGUUGCGGCUGAGUAUGACAGAACUGGAGAGUAUCCUGUUCCUCUCAUUAAAAGGGCAUGGGAGCUUGGCUUGAUGAAUACUCACAUCCCUGAAAGCUGUGGUGGCCUUGGUCUUGGCACUUUUGAUGCUUGUCUCAUUACUGAAGAAUUAGCAUUUGGAUGUACAGGAGUUCAAACUGCCAUUGAAGCAAAUUCCCUGGGACAAAUGCCAGUCAUCAUUGCAGGGAAUGAGCAACAACAGAAGAAAUACCUGGGAAGAAUGACAGAAGCACCCUUAAUGUGUGCCUACUGUGUAACAGAGCCUGGAGCUGGUUCAGAUGUCGCAGGUCUAAAAACAAAAGCAGAAAAGAAAGGAGACGAAUAUAUAAUUAAUGGACAAAAAAUGUGGAUCACCAAUGGUGGCAAGGCCAACUGGUAUUUUUUGUUGGCUCGCACUGUUCCUGAUCCCAAAGCUCCUGCAAAUCAAGCUUUUACUGGCUUUAUCGUGGAAGCAGAUAGCCCUGGAAUACAAAUAGGAAGAAAGGAACUUAAUAUGGGUCAGCGUUGCUCAGAUACAAGAGGGAUUGUUUUCGAGGAUGUAAGAGUGCCCAAAGAGAAUAUUCUCAUUGGUGAAGGAGCCGGCUUUAAAAUAGCCAUGGGAGCAUUUGAUAAAACAAGGCCUCCAGUAGCAGCUGGUGCGGUAGGACUAGCACAGCGAGCCUUAGAUGAAGCUACAAGGUAUGCUCUAGAAAGAAAAACCUUUGGCAGGAUACUCGCAGAGCACCAAGCAGUAUCUUUCAUGUUGGCUGAAAUGGCAAUGAAAGUUGAACUUGCUCGCCUGGCUUACCAAAGGGCUGCAUGGGAGAUCGAUGUUGGUCGCAGAAAUACCUACUAUGCAUCUAUAGCAAAAGCAUAUGCUGGGGAUAUUGCAAAUCAAGUAGCUUCAGAUGCUGUCCAGAUCUUUGGAGGAAAUGGAUUCAACAGUGAAUACCCAGUAGAAAAACUAAUGAGAGAUGCCAAAAUAUAUCAGAUAUAUGAAGGAACAGCACAGAUUCAAAGGCUAAUUGUAGGCCGUGAACAUCUUGGCAGAUUUAAAGGUUGAGAGAACACGGAAACCAUAUAGUUAAUGCUUGAAUUCCUAGCAUGCAUUAACCCACUUCCGCAAACACUUGUUUCCACUCUAUAAUGUUAAAAGAAAAAUUGCCUCUAUAGUAGAACAUUUUUUCAGUGACAUAUCUGUUUCUUAUUUUUAAUACAUAAAAAAGCUGCAUACUUAACAAUUUAAAAAAAUUAGCCUGGAAAUUUUCUCAGGCAUUACAUGUCAGUACUGUAUGCUUUGCUAGAAUGUUAAGCUUUCACUUGGCUUUAAACUGACCCAGAUUGUUAUGCUUGACUUCUGAAGUCUACUCUGCAAUAUCUUUCAAAUGCCUGGAAUCUGAAAAUUUAACUGUUUCAGUGCCAUAUGUAAGAUCUGAUAUUAGCAGCAGCAGUUUGGGUUACAAAUACCACAAUUGUGGGAAGAGCUAUUAAGUAUCUUUCUGUGUAGUGGGAAAUUGUGAAUUGUGAAUUGAAAUUGUGAGUUUAUCACAGCCUUUUAAUAACUACGAAAUGUUACAGCAAGCUAAAAUAUGAGGUGUAUAUUACUUGCAGUGAUACCAGAUAAGUUGUCCAUAGGUUUACUGCGAACUUGCCAUUCUAUGCACAAGGCUUUUAAGUAUUUAACAUAGUAAUGUAAAAUACUACGUCUUUUUGUAGCUCAGCAGCACAGAGAGAGAAUAUUAAAUCUGUUUCAAUUGUGGCCAUCACCCACUUAAUUUAAAGCAGUGCCUUUAUAAAUCCAUCCUAGUGCUUUUAAAGCAGUGCCUCUGAAGAAGCCAUCCAUUUUGAUGACAUAAUUAUUUAUCUAAAAUAAUUCUGUUUCUUUGUAAAUUGUUAAUAGUUUUAUAAUCAAUUUAGUGUGUGGCAGAUGUAAAAUAAUUGUGAGGCUUGUUUUGAACAUUAUUUGAGUGUAUUUAAUGAUGACAGUGCCUUUGCAGUUGCUUAAAGUGAAGCAGCUAAAUGGUAUUUGGUAAUAAUCAAACAUGAUAAAAAAAAUUGCCAUACAAUGCAAUAUUUCUAUUAGUAACAUUUGAAGUACUAGCAUUAUUUUUAUUAGCUAUAGUAUUACAUUUAAAGCUAAUUCCUUUGUAACCUAGACUGUGAAUAUUUUUUGGCAAUGAAAUGUUUUUAUUUUUAAAAUUUCUCAAAGGAUGUGGCUGAAUAUAUUGGUGUCAACACCAGUUUUACUUCAGUUCAGUUACACAUUUGACACAAUUGAAUACUUUCUAGUUUAUGGAGUUGCUUGUCACUUUGGAUGUUGAAUUGCGAUACCAUCACAAUUGGUUUGCUGAGUAGAUGCAAGACUGCUGGAAGCUGCAACAUAACUAUAUGUGGAAAGCGUUGCAAUUCCCACUUCUGGGUGAAAAAAAAUGUCAGGAAAGGGUAAAAAGAAAAUCUGUGUUUGUUAGUCCUAUAUCUAUGCAAGUAUACUAUUGAAACAUUUUGAAAUGGAAUAUUUCAUAUUGCAACCCCGGUUGGAAUGUACCAGAGGAAUAAAUUAAACAAAGAAAUAAAUGGAUCAGUGAUUGUG
Messenger RNA from Anolis sagrei ordinatus, 2959 nucleotides. RefSeq names its product acyl-CoA dehydrogenase medium chain (gene ACADM). Gene Ontology annotation, cellular component: cytoplasm; mitochondrion. Gene Ontology annotation, molecular function: flavin adenine dinucleotide binding; medium-chain fatty acyl-CoA dehydrogenase activity. Gene Ontology annotation, biological process: fatty acid beta-oxidation; medium-chain fatty acid catabolic process. The record is from RefSeq and is a predicted model, not a curated record. Lineage: Eukaryota; Metazoa; Chordata; Lepidosauria; Squamata; Anolidae.